This is a messenger RNA of Galleria mellonella (greater wax moth), 850 nucleotides long. RefSeq lists its product as uncharacterized. The record is from RefSeq and is a predicted model, not a curated record. The transcript is spliced from 5 exons. NCBI's taxonomy places the organism in Eukaryota, Metazoa, Arthropoda, Insecta, Lepidoptera, Pyralidae. Bases 91 to 810 code for a protein of 239 amino acids.
GCGCAGUUAGAUAAUCUGUACUCAGAUAGUCUUAGUUGUUCCAUCAAAUAUCCUUUAGUUCUUAAUCAAGUCUUUAAUAAGUUAAUCAACAUGUUCAGAAAUCUUUUUUAUUUGUUCUUCUUUUUAUCGGCAUCUGCUGUAUAUUGUCAAAUACAAUGGCAUAGUCGAAGCAGGUUGAUGGAUUUUGAUAAAUACUACAGAAAUGUAAUCCAGGAGACCGUGUACGAAGUGGAAAAAAGAGGAUGGUCCAGCCUUAGGUUUAAUGACAAUAUCACACAAACACUUGGUGAGGUGCUUUAUGAUUGGCAUUUCAACGGCUCAGUCACCUACACCAAUGGUUUCCUCGUUUCCGUUCAACAACUGCAAGUCACGAAUACCCAACAGUUUAUAAAUAACAGGACCUUGCCUGAUAACAGUACCGCCUUGUUUGCGGGUGUUCAGGGCCGCUUCUUCAUGAGGGACACCAGAGUAGGGUUUGAUGUUUAUGUCCAAUUAUUAAACGAAGAUAAACCGCAAUGGUAUACAGGAAUUUACAAUCAUCAAACUGUAGAAUUCUCAUUAACUAUACAAAAAAAUCUACGUACAAACGAAAUGUCAACGUCUUCAACACUACAGUCUCUAUCGGCUGGUAUAGGAAACCGUAUGGUAUAUAUGCCAGCGAAUAAUGUGACUGAAGCAUUAUCCAGAGUUUAUGUCCCGAGUAACAAUUGGAAUGGCAUCCGAGACUGGGGCACUGCAGUGUUUGCACCCAUUAUGCUGGAUAUUGCUAAAAAUCAUAUAGCAUUCCCGAAGUUUUGUCUUGGUUGUUAAAUUUAUAGAAAUGAUUAAAUUAUAUUUUUUUUAAAGCCUU